AUGGCCAGCCUCGGUGAUAUCAAACGCCAGCUCUCCGUUCUCAUGGACUCAAUCAAAACCCAGGGCUUCAAGUUUGAAGAUGCCAUGCCUGAAGAAAUGCAGGAUCAUUUCCAGGAAAUGACAGCCUUGGCCGAGGCACGCGCAUACAUCACGGAUAUGGAGGCUAGACAAAAGGAUUUGCAGGCGGCCAACGUGGAUCUCCAGGUCCAGCUUCAGGCAAAGCAGGCUGAGGUUGAUGACCAGCCCACCGAGUUCAAGGCUCUCAAAGUCGACCUUCAGCAAGCUGGACGCCACGUGGACUACUGGAAAGACAUGCUAGAGCAUGAGGAGCGUCGUGCGAACAGCUUUGAGCGCAAACUGGCCGAGGCUGUAAGGCUGCAAUCCGUAGCCGAUGACGAUGCCCGCAAGAUCUCACGCCUUGAGAGCCAAGCGAAAGAUUACGAGGCUAUGGCUUUCAAACUUUUGGAAGAGAAUCGUCGGUUGGCAGACCAGUACGAGACCGAACACGAUGAGACAUUGAAGCUCAUCGAGGAAAAAGAAGAUACUGCUACUGCUCUCCGCAACUAUGCCAACAAGCUUGAGGCCGAUGCAGUGCAAGUCGACGAGCAUUCCGAGCAGGUGGAAGACACACUGGGUUCCAUCAUCGAUACUCUCGAACAGCAGACUCAAUCGGCUGCAGAGGUAGCGAAUGCCAAGUCUGCGAUGUUUUACAGCCAGCGGGACUUCAACGACAAGCUAUUAUCCACCCUUGUUAGCGAGCUUACGCCACUGGGUCGCUUCUACGAUCAAAUCACAGGUAUUCUGGGCGUGUAUCAGAAUGUCAUCAAGGACCUCACAGAUCCGCGAUCCCGUACGUUCUACUUUCCCGAGACUCUCGAUUCCUUGCUGGAUGGAGCCAAUGACCAACUUGUUGUGUACCAGGAAGUUUGCCACAGCGUUCGAAAUGAUCCAGACAUCCAGCGGUAUGGUCUUGCGCAGGAAGCAGUGUUCGCCCGGGUGGACGCUAUUGCAGAUGUUGCAGCGCGCUUAUCCACCAACUUACACGCUUUCAAGGCGGAUGUGUCUGGCUAUCUCGACCGACUGAGUAACGACUCAGGCGCAUGUUCUCGACAUGAGAGCGGUCUCUUGACGCCAACGCAGAGCAGUUUUCUGUUUUUCCCUGUCAUGGCCACUCAGUCGACCCAAGAGGAGGGAAGUCUUGCUCGAGACACGGUUGUACGGCGGUCCACCCCUGAGCAAGCACAAGCUGUCGCUUCCGCUGUUACUCAGAACAAUACUGCAGAGCCUUUGGGAAAUACAUCUCCUUUCCACGACAACGAUCGCGUCACUUCUGAGAUCGAAGACGAAGUCCCCCCUCCUGCCUACGGUGAUAUCUAUGGCGAAAUCCGGAGCGAAAAGGACGGAAUAGGCACGAGUGCCAACGUCACGGACGACGGGCGUGUCAAUAUUCGCGUCAACCAACUGAAUCGCCGUUUGUCUCAGGUUUUCAGUACUACUUUACAUCAACAAACUCAACGGGUCGAAGACGAUCUGCCUCGCUCAACCAACGUUUCUUCUUCGCUGGCAAGCGCAGAGGGAGCUUCUCUACCCCCAUGUCUGAAUGUUGUCAUCCAAGUUGUGGGCUCGCGCGGAGAUGUUCAACCUUUCAUCGCGUUGGGGAAAGUCCUAAAAGAGACCUAUGGUCAUCGGGUACGUCUAGCAACUCACCCCUGCUUCGACAGCUUCGUGCAGGAGAAUGGCCUCGAAUUCUUCAGCAUCGGCGGCGAUCCAUCGAAGCUCAUGGCUUUUAUGGUCAAGAACCCUGCGUUAAUGCCAGGCUUUCGCAGUCUGCUAAGCGGAGAUGUUGCUAGACGAAGACAAGAUGUUGCAGAGUAUAUUGAAGGCUGCUGGCGAUCUUGCUACGAAUCUGGCAACGGCUUGGACGCUGAUGACCUUUCGGGCCCGACUGAAAAUGAGUCCGGCUUAAGGUCUGGAACGAGGCCUUUUGUUGCCGAUUGCAUCAUCGCCAACCCUCCAAGUUUUGCGCAUAUCCAUUGCGCAGAAAAGCUCGGCAUACCUCUCCACAUCAUGUUCACCAUGCCAUAUUCUCCUACGCAGGCUUUUGCUCAUCCGCUGGCCAAUAUCCAGUCUUCCAAUGCUGACCGUCAACUCACUAAUUACAUAAGCUAUGCUUUGAUCGAGCUUCUAUCCUGGCAAGGCCUUGGCGACAUUAUCAACCAGUUUCGUGCCAAAUGUCUUAGUCUGGAUCCUGUAAGUGUGCUAUGGGCUCCUGGUAUGCUCCAGCGUCUUGAAGUUCCUCACACCUACUGCUGGUCUCCCGCCCUGAUCCCGAAACCAAAGGACUGGGGCCCUCGCAUAUCUAUCGCUGGUUUCUACUUCCUCAACUUGGCAUCUGGCUAUACUCCGGAUGUCAGCCUUCAAGCAUUUCUUGACGCUGGUGCACCUCCCGUCUACAUAGGUUUUGGAAGCAUCGUGCUAGACGAUCCAAACGCAAUGACGGAGCUCAUCUUUGAGGCCGUGAAGAAGACUGGCCAGCGUGUUCUUCUAUCGAAAGGGUGGGGAGGCAUGGGUGCAGACGAGCUCCAUGUUCCUGAUAGCCCCUUUUGGGGCGCCAUGGUUGCCCGCGCAGGUGCAGGUCCUGAUUCGAUCCCACACAAACAGCUGACAGCAGACAAUCUCGCUGAUGCCAUCAACUUCUGUCUGAAACCUGAAAGCUUGCAGCGCGCUAGGACUCUCGCAGACAAAAUAACCGCGGAGAGAGGCAGUGACAAGGGCGCUGAGUUAUUUCAUCAACAUCUCGAAGCCGACCGAUUGCGCUGUACCAUUGCACCUUUUCGAGUAGCCGCUUGGCGCGUAAAGCGUACAAGUAUACGUUUGAGCGCUUUUGCUGCUUAUACGUUGGCGAAUGUAGGUAUCCUCGAUUUCGAUGAUGUCAAGCUCUUCAGGGCACAAGAAUACAACACUGACGAAGGCCCUCACGAUCCAGUUUCUGGAGGUUUCACGACAGCUUGUAGAGCAGCUAGCAAUAUGGGAGUGGGCAUAGCUGAGUUGCCUACUGAAACGUUCAAAGCUUUGCGCGUUCGCCCUGGGUCCACUUCGAAAGUCAGUUCAAACUCGAAGUCCGAUGCAUCGCAAGGACAGUCGACCAUCAGAGAGGAUGGCCUGAACGAGAUGCCAAAGCCUAGCCGGAACAAUACCAGCUCAAUCAAGAUUGGUGUUUCGCAACGCCAGUCCGGAGCACACGCAAACAAAGGGAUCGGUCGUUUCACAAAAGCACUUAUACAGUCACCUAUGGAGCUAUCAGUGAGCUUCACCAAAGGCUUUCACAACGCUCCUAAGCUUUGGGGAGACGACACCGUACGCCCUCAGGAGCGCGUCAGCGAUUUCAAGACGGGCAUGAAUGCCCUCGGAAGAGAAUUUGCCUUUGGAUGGUACGAUGGCGUUACUGGUCUGGUCACACAACCCUGGAAAGGUGCACAAAAGGAUGGGGCUAGUGGCUUUGUCAAAGGAAUGGGAAAAGGGCUUGCAGGAUUCAUAGCCAAGCCAGGUGCUGCCGUCGUCGGCAUUCUCGGUCACUCGAUGAAGGGCGUACACAAAGAGUUGCAGAAGAUGUAUGUCGGUAAUGUUGAGAACCAUAUCGCGGCGUCGAGGGUAGCCCAGGGACACGAGGAGUGGCUCCAGAGCUCCGAGGCUGAGAAACAGGAUGUCGUUGUUCGAUGGAAGCUGAUUCAGAAAUACCUAAAGAAGAGAAAGACUGAUGAUAUAGUGCGAGAUGUCUUGGAGGCACAGCGUAAGAGUAAACCGGAGAAUGCAGAGGAAGGUCGAAAUGGUGGAAGGAAAACGAGUGUCGCCCAGUCUACGAACGGUACGGAUGAAGUGACCCAGGCCAACAGCACCACUGAGGAGCUGCAGGAAGAGAAUGAUAUGAGCGCAGCUAUUCGACUGUCGGUCCAGGAAACUAGGCGCGGAGACAUCCAGGACGAUACUGAAGCAGAGCGAGCAAUCCGGGAGAGCGUCUCCCAGUCGCAGCACAAUCGCCAAGAAGCUAUUGAUUACGAAGUAUUACGCCAGACGAUGAAUCGCAGUGAAGCCGACGCUGAAAGACAAGCAAGCGAGGCGUUGGAGUUUGAGAAACAGCUGAAACUUGUCAUCGCGCAGAGUCUGAAUGAAAAAAGACAGACGCGCAACUCCAGCGAAUGGCAAGCGCAUGCGGAAUACAGUAAUAUUAAUACUACUACAAAUGGUGGUUCACUACCUUUAUAUGUCGGUAAACAUGUUCAGGGCAUUACACAAAGCGCAUUUGAGGCGCAACAUCAGGGUGAGAAGACGACACACGAGAAGACGGAAGAAGAGGUUGUGAUGGAAUAUGUCAAGAAGCAAAGCCUCUUGGAAGCACAUCAUCAUAGUAAGGGAAAAGGCCGUGCGUUGGCGUCAGAAGACUUAGAUGAUGAGGAGUUACAAAGGGCGUUGAGCUUGAGCUUGAGCUUGAGCAUGCAGAGACACGAACAUGAUGUCUAG
Parastagonospora nodorum SN15 is the source of this 4518-nucleotide messenger RNA. RefSeq lists its product as hypothetical. Lineage: Eukaryota; Fungi; Ascomycota; Dothideomycetes; Pleosporales; Phaeosphaeriaceae. Gene Ontology annotation, biological process: carbohydrate metabolic process. Gene Ontology annotation, molecular function: hexosyltransferase activity; UDP-glycosyltransferase activity. The record is from RefSeq and is a predicted model, not a curated record. Bases 1 to 4518 code for a protein of 1505 amino acids. The transcript has 4 exons.